Messenger RNA from Cynoglossus semilaevis (tongue sole), 1205 nucleotides. It is a transcript of the gene cenpp, whose product is annotated as centromere protein P. NCBI's taxonomy places the organism in Eukaryota, Metazoa, Chordata, Actinopteri, Pleuronectiformes, Cynoglossidae. Gene Ontology annotation, biological process: CENP-A containing chromatin assembly. The coding region runs from base 134 to 1012 and encodes 292 amino acids. Gene Ontology annotation, cellular component: nucleus; chromosome, centromeric region. The record is from RefSeq and is a predicted model, not a curated record. The transcript is spliced from 9 exons.
AACAGUUUUCAGAGAAGCACAUUCGUCUCCCCUCCCCGGUGCCUUAAAAGUGGUACCGUCCAAAGGGCGCGAUGCUCUGAAUCUGUUUUGCGUUGUGUUUGAAGACGAACGUUGUUUUGGAAUUGCAGGAAAUAUGAAUAAGGAGAACUCUGAGGAUGUGAAAGUCCUGGAAGCGCAGAUUGAACGUCUCCGGGAAGAACUUGUGGAGUUGGAGCGCCAGAAGCAGAACAACUACAAAGACAUGACGUUCAGCUUCACUGGAGAAAUGCAGAAUGCUCUGUCAUUUGUUUGUGGGCAGACUCAAGGUAGAAGGAAGGAGGUGGUAAUGUCUCAGCUGGAGGAGGAGGUGAAUAAAAUGGAGGAGGGUCUGAGGAGACAAACACAGAUGAAUGGAAUCAAUUUGGACAGCUGCAUCACAAAGACUCUUCAAAGAAGUGAGAACAAGUGCAUCCAGCAGCUGUGUAUAUCAGGCCACUGCUCUGAACAGGAAUUCCAGGUGGAGUUCCAGUUGUCUGAAGAAAAGCAGGGUGACAGCUCCGUGAGAACAGUCAGUGAUCUGAACAUUGUGAUGGACACCACUGAUCACCAGAGCUUCAAAAACUUCAUGUCAGGGGCAAAAGAGAACAAUGAUCUGUUGCUGUUCUUCAGGACUUUAAGGACGUACCUAGAGAGAUGUAAUGACAGGUGUAGAACCUUCCAGCACUUUCAGAAGAAAUAUCCAUCUGUCGUUUCGCUACCGGGAGGCUGUAGGUCAGAGGUCAUGAGUCUGAGUCAUCCACAACUUCCUGGGUUGGUGAUGUUCAUUCACUGGUUGGUUGAUGUUUCCAAAGAGGGUAAAGUGACAUCAAAAAUGGACCUCCUGACAAAGAUCCCUGAGAGAGCACUGCAGCUGUUCCCCUCUCAAGCUCUUAGUGGCACUACUGAGGCCUUCCAGAGCCUGCUGAGGAUUCUGGGACCUGAAGCUGCUGUGGAGUCUGUCAUCGGGGCGAUCAGCCUCUCUGAGGACACAUAAACAAACCCUUCUUUUUCUGAUCUGAAUGUGGAAACACGAUGAACUCUCACACAAAAAAACACAGACCUGGGGUCACAGUGAGUUGGUUUAGUCUCUUAGAAAUUUUUAUUUGAUAGAAAGAGCGUGCUUUGACGACUGUAACAGCAGAGCUCAUUGGUCAAAAUCUACAAAAAUAAAUAAUUUAAAUACAAAA